This is a messenger RNA of Nicotiana tabacum (common tobacco), 493 nucleotides long. RefSeq lists its product as uncharacterized. Lineage: Eukaryota; Viridiplantae; Streptophyta; Magnoliopsida; Solanales; Solanaceae. The record is from RefSeq and is a predicted model, not a curated record.
UUUCUAGGANUUUAAUUUCUUGAGUAAUUGGAUAGAAAUGAGUGACUCGUCUGCUCAAUACAUCCACAUGGUGCAGCACUUGAUAGAGGAGUGUAUAAUUUUCAAAAUGAACAGAGAAGAAUGCAUGGAAGCACUCUCCAAACAUGCAAAUAUCCAGCCUAUUAUUACUUCCACGGUGUGGAAGGAAUUGGAGAAGGAAAACAAAGAAUUCUUUGAGGCAUACAAUAAAACGAGAGUGGAAAAAUCAUCAUCAAUAUUAUCAGCAGAAUCACAAUUGGAGACGACAAGACAAAGAAUCCAUAAUAUGUUGUUGGAUUCUUCUUCUAAAGAUUCCAAUGAAAAGGUAAUAAAACAAGGAGAUAAGGGUUCAAAGGUAAGGUGGUCCUGGUUGUCUUAUUCCUACAUAUGAAAUAAAUUAAGUUGUUGGGGUGUGUGAUGUUGACUAGCAAAGCUGUUUGACACGUAAUUGCUAUGUUGUCUUAGUUGGCGUUGU